This is a messenger RNA of Passer montanus (Eurasian tree sparrow), 738 nucleotides long. It is a transcript of the gene TNNC1, whose product is annotated as troponin C1, slow skeletal and cardiac type. The transcript has 6 exons. Bases 108 to 593 code for a protein of 161 amino acids. Gene Ontology annotation, molecular function: calcium ion binding. The record is from RefSeq and is a predicted model, not a curated record. Gene Ontology annotation, cellular component: myosin II complex. Lineage: Eukaryota; Metazoa; Chordata; Aves; Passeriformes; Passeridae.
GGCACGCAGCCGGGCAUUCCUGGGGGGCCGGGCCGGCCGCGCUGCCCCAGCCCCUAUAUGAGCCCUGCCCGCGGGCAGCGCCGGCACAGGCAGCGCACAGCCCGGCCAUGGAUGACAUCUACAAGGCAGCCGUUGAGCAGCUGACAGAAGAGCAAAAAAAUGAGUUCAAGGCUGCCUUUGACAUCUUCGUGCUGGGGGCAGAGGAUGGCUGCAUCAGCACCAAGGAGCUGGGGAAGGUGAUGAGGAUGCUGGGGCAGAACCCCACCCCCGAGGAGCUGCAGGAGAUGAUAGAUGAGGUGGAUGAAGAUGGCAGUGGCACUGUGGACUUCGAUGAGUUCCUGGUUAUGAUGGUCCGGUGUAUGAAGGAUGACAGCAAAGGAAAAACCGAGGAGGAGCUCUCAGACCUCUUCAGGAUGUUUGAUAAAAAUGCUGAUGGCUACAUCGACCUCGAGGAGCUGAAGAUCAUGCUGCAGGCAACAGGAGAGACCAUCACUGAGGAUGACAUAGAGGAACUGAUGAAAGAUGGGGAUAAAAACAACGAUGGCAGGAUUGACUAUGAUGAGUUCCUGGAGUUUAUGAAGGGGGUUGAAUAAAUCUGAGGCCAGAUGGACAGCUUGAAUCUCCUAAACCCUCCAGCUCUGCUUCUCAUCUCCUUGACUAAGUCUCCUGGCUACCAGCAUGAAGACUGAGUGCUGAGAAGGGUGGCCAGGGGGAAAUAAAACCUGUUAAUACCCAGUG